UCGAGAUACAAGUUAGAUUUAGCUGACAGUGUGUGUUUUACCAGGCGCAUGAAGCAUGUACUCGUAUCACUGGAACGCAAACCAAGCUCGCAAUCCUGAUUUCAGGAGGUUUACGGUUGUUGAGGGCUAUUCAAGCAGAGAGGUCCCAUUCUCCUCGGGUCUCAACCCUAGGAAGAGGCUUCACUCAGCGGAGGAAGUCAAAUGCGGCAGCCGGCCAAACCCGGAGGGCGCGGGCUCCGUGUCCGUAACAGAGAUAAGUCAGUCGGAGAGAAAAGACGACGGUGACACCCUUUGCCAACGAUGUCAGAUCAUCGCGUCCGAACUGAACAGGCAGGCGUUCACUCUGGCGGACCCUGGAUCACUGAAGGAUCCCAGCUUUGCAGCGUUCCUGCUCGACAAGCUCCAGGCGUUGGAAUGGCCGCCCCGCGGGAGGCAAGCCGGGAGCUCUUGUGAGGUGUGCGGCACCCCCCUGCACUAUCUGAGACGCCUGGCCCUGCAGAAGGCCCUGGAGCUGGCCAGAGAUAUGCCCGACCCGCAGCCAGGACCCUUCUCGGGGUUCCCGCCCCGGCCAGCCGCGCAGAGCGUCGUGACGUUGCCCUCGGCGCACCAGGCGUCGCGCGAUUGGUCGGUCCAGAGCUCCCACGCCCGGUCGGCGGCCAAGCCCUACGGGCCGUCGGCGUCGGCGUCGUCGUCGUCGGGGGACAAGCAGAGAGAUUACGGGUGGCUGGCCGGUCCGGGGGCGUCUGGGGGCACUCCGCCCCCGUGUCUGGCCAAAGUGACCCCUCUGCCCGUCCACGCCCAGCACUACCUGGAGGGGGUUUGGAGCGUCCACAGGGUCAGUCGGUCAUCACAUCACCACUAUGCUCAGAGGCAGACUAAUUCAUCUUUCCCCAGGCUUAAAUGCCACCUGCAGUCUCCUAAUGGUCCUCCUUUGGCAACCUGGCUCACCGAGGCCCUCCGGAGAUCCGCAGGGGAGGCUGCCUCCACGUGCCGGGGAGGAGGAUGCCCAAAACUGGACCUGUCAACAGAUGGGCCCGGAGACUCAGUUGCUGCUGACGCAGACAGAGAGAGUGUGUUGUCCGACAGCCUCAGCUCUGGCAUGGUCAGCCCCCUGACCUCCAUCUCCUCUCCGACCAGCCAGACGCAGUCCUCCGCCUCGUCCACCACCUCCGGGAGCGCAGCGGCCGCUUUCUUCAUCAGGGCCGCUCAGAAGCUGAACCUCUCCAAGCGGAAGAAGCCCCAGCCGCCGCCGCCGUCGCCGCCCGACCCCGACGAGCCCGCCUUCUACACCGAGGGCUUCAGCGCCACCCUGCAGCUCUCGCCGCCCGCCGUGCCGCCAUGCCUCCUCCGGGCGGGGUCAAAGGUCAAGGACACCCCCGGGGUGGGAAAGGUGAAAGUGAUGGUGCGGAUAUGUCCCGUGCCAGGAUCUCCUGAGUCCAUGUCCUUCCUGAAGGUGGACGGCCACAAGAAACAGCUGACUCUGCUGGAGCCGUCGCCCAAUGCCCCCUCGACCUCCUCCGCCACUGCCCAGAGGCGUUCGGCCACCGCUCCAAAGAUGUUUGCCUUCGAUGCCAUUUUCACCCAGGAUGCCUCCCAAGCGGAGGUUUGCUCAGGGACUGUUGCAGAGGUCAUCCAGUCGGUGGUGAACGGAGCAGAUGGCUGCAUCUUCUGUUUCGGCCACACGAACCUUGGCAAGACCUUCACCAUGAUUGGGCAGGACAGCACGACUCAGAGCCUGGGUGUGGCGCCGUGCGCGAUCUCCUGGCUCUUCAAGCUGAUCGAGGAGCGCCGGGAGAAAGCUGGCGCCCGCUUCUCCGUCCGCGUGUCCGCCGUGGAGAUCUGCGGCCGUGACGAAGCCCUCACCGACCUACUGGCCGACCUCACGUCGGGCAGCGCGCAGGACAGCCAGUCCCCCGGCGUAUUCUUGCGCGAGGACCCCGUCUCCGGAUCCCAGCUCCAGAAUCAGAGUGAGUUGAGAGCGUCCACGGCGGAGCGGGCGGCCUUCUACCUGGACGCGGCCCUGGCCGCGCGGAGCACCAGUCGGCCGGACUGCGAGGAGGAGGAGCGCAGGAACUCCCACAUGCUCUUCACCCUGCACGUCUACCAGUACCGCAUGGAGAAGAGCGCCAAAGGAGGAAUGUCAGGUGGUCGGAGUCGCCUUCACCUCCUCGACCUGGGCAGCUGUGAGUCCGACCUCAGCCAGACCCGCGAUGGUGGAAGGGGACAGUGCCUGUCCCUGGGUGCCCUGGGCAAUGUCAUCCUUGCCUUGGCGAACGGAGCCAAGCACGUACCAUACAGGGACAGCAAGCUCACCAUGCUGCUGAGGGAGUCCCUGGGCAACAUCAACUGCAGAACCACCAUGAUUGCCCACAUCUCAGACUCGCCAGCCAAGUUUGCCGAGACGCUCACCACCGUUCAGCUAGCCUCGCGUAUACACCGCAUGAGGAAGAAGAAAUCUAAGUAUGCAUCUAGCUCUUCUGGUGGGGAGAGUUCUUGUGAAGAGGGGCGGAUACGUCGGCCAGCGCAUCUCAGGCCAUUCCACCCCAGGACAGUGGCCCUUGACCCAGACAUGCCCUCGAUGCUCUCCAGCGACCCAGACUACUCAUCCAGCAGCGAGCACUCCUGCGACACCGUCAUCUACGUCGGGCCUGGCGGAGCCCAAAUCUCUGACCGCGAGCUCAGUGACAAUGAGGGCCCCCCCGCCUUCGUGCCCAUCAUUCCCUCUUUGAAUAGGAAGCGCGCAAAGGACAGUCCCUUGAGAGAUGGGGAUCAUUUGAAGUGCAACACGUUUGCGGAAUUGCAGGAACGUCUUGAAUGCAUUGAUGGCAGCGAAGGGCCAUCCACUUUCACAGUAGAGGGCAAGGGACCACAGGUAACCCCUAAGGUAACCCCCCUAAAUAGUGGGGUCGGCAAAGCAUUGGAGGAGACAGCAUCUUCUGCCAGGACUGCUAAGAACUCUUUCCAAAAGCCUCCCCACGACACAGGGUCUACCCACCCUGCUCCCCUCAAUCCUGAAAAGGAACAUUCCAGAGCUCACUCAGACGGGGGCGCCUCUGAACCUAGCCAAUGCGCAACAAGAGAUUCAGAACCCGUAGUCCGAGAGAAGGUCUACCUCAACAAAGGACCUUUGCCAAAACCCAACACCUCCCCAUCUCAAACCAGGUCCUCCAGGACAGCAGGUAGUCCUAGCAGUGGCCCUGCUGCACGGACGCCUCCCGUGGGGAUGAGCCAGCAGGCUCUGAGACAGGGUGAGCAAGGGGGCUCUCCUGUCAUGGAAAGAGCACACCACAUGAGCAGAAGUCCCCUGGAGGUGAGCCAUCUCAGAGCAGCUCUCAGGGGAAGGUGUCUAGAGCGGGAUGUGCUAAGAACCACACUCACUCUUCAGCAACCUGUGGAGCUGAACGGGGAGGACGAACUGGUGUUCACAGUGGUGGAAGACCUGCCCCCUGGUCUUAUCCCAGAUAAUGGCAGACCAUCCAGUAUAAUCAGCUUUAACAGUGAUUGCUCCCUACAGGCUUUAGCAUCAGGAUCACGGCCUGUUAGCAUAAUUAGCAGCAUUAACGAUGAGUUUGAUGCCUACACUUCCCAAGUGGAGGCCUCCCAGGCAACCUUGGAGGCUGUCAGGCGAUCGCAGGAAGACUUGUACACUUGCCACGGAAGUGGACAAUCCUCGAUUGGCUCUUGGCCUAGUGAGAUGAGUGUGUGCACGCUUGACAAUGAGGCAGUUCAUUCGCCCAAAGGUCACAUGCUGAAAGGUAGGAAUGUGAGGGCAGACGGCACAUCCUCUAUCUUGGAUUCACCUGGUGCGUUACGCAUGGACCCCUUUUCUCAGAAAGGGGCCAAGAGUUCCUUGGGAGACAGUGGUAUUUUCUUUUCAGAAGUUGACAGUGAGACAGCUAGUCCCUGCAGAGCAUCCCUGAACAAGUGCCCAGCCUCUCCUGAUACUACCAAAGCAUUCCUAAAAGGCCCUAAAUCAGCCAGAGCUAACACUCUGAACACCUCACAGUCCCCACAGUCCCACCAUGGCUCCCACUCCUCGCUACCCAGGAAAACCAAACCUACCUCGUCUGUUGCUCCAGGCCCUAGCUGCAGCCGUGAGCUGCAGAGGCAAGACAGCAGAUUGGAAGAGACAUGGCUUCGCGGUGCCAGUGGGUCCUCAAAUCCUAAACCCACAGACUCUGUAUCUUUUGUUAAGUCACCAAGAAAUGCCCUGAGUAGCAUUCCGACCAGGAAACCCAAUGGAAACAGCAACAGUGUUCCCCGUCCGCCCAAGGCGCAAGUCUCCUCUUCUACUCAAAGGGUGGUGGAUGGCUGUGAAAGAUCUAGCAGCAAGAAAGCCGACCCCUUGAGUAGGAUGCCACAGCUUAGGCGGGGAGCCACCACUCUUGGGACUGUGUCUGUGCCUCAUACUUCAUCUGAAUCUAAAUGGGGCCAGGAUGGGUUGCAAGGGACCAGCAGCCUAAGAUUCUCCUCUUUAGGUAAAAGAGGAAAUGGACAAAAGGCUAGUGGCCUGCCGAAGUCUGAAAGCAUUUCCCCUCCUGCCCCACCCCUUCGGAAGUCUAGCCUAGACCAGAGGACGAGGAUUGUUUUGUCUCCAAGUGCCUUGAGGUCAGGUAGCGAUGCAGCCAAAUCCUCACUUCCCAAAACCUCAGCCUCAGAGGAAGACUUUGAUUCUGCAAGCUUCAAAACAUCCAGUUUGAGGACGGCCUCUAGUCUGAAGGCACGAGGGGGCAAAGGUGAUAAUGGGAGGUACUUUGGUAGCCUGGUGUCCUUGGAACGAUGUGACAGUCUUACUUCGGUGGUAUCUAGACCAGGACUGUCAAGAGAGAACAGUGGUGCUAGCUUAGGAAGCACUGGCAAAUCAAGUAGGAUGGUUCCUCGUCUUGGGAUACCCACUUCAUCCUCAACUCCUACUGCAAUCUCUCCACCAUCCUCUGCCACCAGUGGAAGCAGACUUGGACAUAUCAAAGCCAGUAUCAGCUCUCGAGCUAUUGGUCCCAGUGGCACCAAAGCAAAGGUGCUGUCUGCGAGUGGCUCAAAGGCACUUAGUUCCUCCACCAAAUCCCUUACGACUUCAGCUGCACGUAAUGCCAGCCUGCCUCCAUCAGGAAAGACGCCGACUCGUUCAGUGCCAGGUGCUACUGCAAAACCAGGCAGAGGCACCAUCAUGGGCACAAAGCAAGCGCUACGUGCCGCGAACAGCCGAGUUAGUGAGCUAGCCUCUGGUAGUCCCAAGAAACACUUGAAGGGCUCCGGAGACUCAGCAGAUGGGAACGAUGGUGCUACAAAUCCCAGCGAUACACCCACCCCUGCCUCUCUGCCUUCACCCUACAGCAAGAUAACAGCCCCGAGGCGACCCCAGCGAUACAGUAGUGGUCACGGAAGUGAUAACAGUAGCGUUCUUAGCGGAGAACUUCCACCCGCUAUGGGCCGCACUGCCCUGUUCUACCACAGCGGAGGUAGUAGUGGAUAUGAGAGCAUGAUCAGAGACAGUGAGACUACAGGCAGCGCCUCUUCUGCACACGACUCUAUGAGCGAGAGUGGAGUCUCGACGUCCAGUCGAGCAAGGGCUUCUAAGUCACCCAAGAAAAGAUCAAACGGCCUCCAGAGGCGAAGGCUGAUCCCUGCCCCUCUGCCGGACACAUCCUCCCUGAGCCGCAAACCCGGGGCAGCGGGCCAGUGGGUGGAUUUGCCCCCCUUGGGUGGCACCCUGAAGGAGCCCUUUGAGAUUAAAGUGUACGAGAUUGAUGAUGUGGAGAGGCUCCAGAAACGCAAGGAGGGGAUGGGUGCUGAGCCAUUUCAGGAUGUUGAAAAGGGACUGCAGUACUUCAACGCGAGGCUCAGGAUGCUGGAGAAGCGUCAGCAGCAGAUCCGGGAGCUCAGGGCCAAGCACGAGAGACUGAAGAGGGAGCUGGAGGACGCCAAGACUCGGCUGAUGCUCGACCCCGGCAAGUGGAUGGGAGAGUUCGACGUAGAUCCAGACCUGGACAUGGACUCCCAGGACUACCUGGAGGCGCUGGUGCAGGCCACGGGGGAGCUGGAGUUCUGCGUCAACCUCUGCAAGUCUCGGGUCAUGAUGGAGACGUGCUUCGACAUUGUGGUGAGCGCCGCCGCCGCAGGGGCGCAAGGUGGACACCAGGAAGUGGAAGUUUGAGGCAAGGAGCAAGUGAAAGAAGAAAGAAAGAGAAGAGAAUACGAGGAGGAGGAGAAAAAGAAGAGAAGAAGAUGAUUCAGAGAGAACAGUGCUGGCAAAACAGAGAUGUGUCAGAGCGAGAGACAGUCUAAAAAGGAUCUGGAUGAUAGAGACAGCAAGAGCGGAAGAAGAAAUGAUGAUCCGGUCAGAGCCUGAACGAGCCUGAAAGUGAGACUGUGGCUGUAGCCUGGGGGCCAAGGAAUGGACUGAGAAUAAAUGAAUCACGACCGACCAAGGUUCAGUUCCCCUUGAAUCACCUGUGCGGACAGAAAAGACAGAUGUUAAACGUGAGUCAUCGUCGUCUCCAUCAUCGUCGUUGUGUUUUUUCACCAAGAAGUGCCUUGAUCAUUAACAAUCCUGAGGGAUUACCUUUCUUUCUGAUUUGGUGCUAGUUUUGAAACCAGCUUACCUGAGCAAACCCUUAUGUAUUCCAUUUUUUGAGAAAGUCACAUAAAAGUAUUUUAUAUUGUAUUGUAAUCUAUGGUGUAUGUAUAUAUGAUUUUAGUUAAGAAAAACAACAUAAAUCAAGGGGCAGUAAUAUAAUAUACAUACUGUAUAUGUAUAUGUGUAUAUAUCAAUAUGUAUAUUGUUGCAUACCCUUCAGACCUUUGCCUUUUUGUUAUUCUCCAUCACAGUCCCUCCCGUUACUGUGCUGGUGGUCGCUUUGAUGUUGCGCUCGGAAAAGUUUCCUCUCUCUCCGUUUGGUAUGCGUCUCGCCCGCUGCGAUUUAAUCGCUGGCCGUUAGCCGCUCUCGCUGCCCGCUCCGCUGGUCCUGAUAGCGACCCUGAGUGAGUGUGCUGUUUCCGGGACGGAACGCCGGAACUCUGCUCAGAGCGCGUCAUCUGUCUCUCUUAGUUACACUCAUCCUUCAGGGACUGGCCGUCUUUCCCACUCUCGCCACGUCUGAGUGGGUGUGUGUGUUUGGGUGGACGUGUGUGUGUGUGUGUGUGUGAGUGUGUGUGUGUGUGUGUGUCUGUGUGUGUGUGUCUGUGUGUGUGUGUGUGUGUGUGUGUGUGUGAGUGUCUGUGUGUGUGUGUGUGUGAGUGUGAGUGUGUGUGUGUGUGUGUGUGUGUGUGUGGACCCUGCAGACCCGCCCAGCCGUGAGAUCUUUUGAGUGGCACAGCCGGAUGCGUCCCAUAAAUCAUAGGCUUUCAGACUCCAGCGCGGGGCACCUGACACACAAGGGUGGCAUUGAGCUCCCAGUGCAAACAUGAUACUGCAGAGUCUACCUGCCCCUGUGCUUGCAUUUGGGCUGCUGGGUUAUUGAUCCAACCAGCGAGACUGUGGACAAAACAAUAGGGCAUCAUCUUCAGCAGAGCGGCAACCGGAGUCGAGAGACCAAAAAAUCCUCAACUCUGUUGGAAAAUCACAGUGAUCUGAUUAAUUGGCUCCAAAUCUCUCACUGUUAGUGGAACACACACACACACACACACACACGCUGAAAAAUGAGCAGUGGGAUAUAAACAUUCCCUUUCAAGCGAGUGGGUUUCAAACAGUGUGUGUAAUCAAACCAAUACUCACAGCGGGCAGUGGGCUCCAAACUCUUAUCCCCGUGCUCUUUGUACUGUAGGCCUAUCAGCAGUCGAGAAAACUCACAAAGAGUUAAUGCCAACAUUCUCUUCCCUGCGAACCAGCUUCCUCUGAUUACCGGUGCUUCUCACCGACGCCCUUGUGCUUUUUUAGCCAUAUAAGGUCACCUUAGGAGCUCAGUCAAAGGUUUUUUAAAGAGGUCCACCAACAUGAGAAAACAAUUAACCAUCUGAGGUCAAACCGAUGACUAAGUAAUUUUGAUUAUAACCUUGGAUGUCAGCAUGUUUAAGUAAUUAUCGCAAUAUGACGCAUUGACUUCAACACUGUAUGAGUUCCAUGGUGGCACAGCCUCUCACGUGAAGGCUGUCCACGCUAUUGAAUGACACUAAACAUGGCAAGUCAUUCAUGACUAAUCAUUUGUGAUUCGUGUGCACAUCACUGACCGCACAUCUAUCCGUUAGCAUAGUUUGUUUUAUGUGAACGGGUCAAGUAACACAGUUACGGCGCAGCAACGCAAAAUUGUCCGAACGACGUAACUGGUUGUUAAGAGUUCAUUUGAGCAUUUCUCCGGACAUGACAUGAGUGUAGUAUUCCAUUGUAGUGUUAUGACAGAACCAAAGGGGUCGGGUGAACUGAGAUGUUAACUUUUGAGAAAUCUGUUACUCUUUGGGGAUUCUGAGUGUGAGCAACCUGUUACUGAUGUUAAGUACAUCACUGUAUGAACUGAAAAACUAUGCUGUUUCUGUGCAGACUGUGGUCUUUUAUCUCUCUCUCUGUUUGAAUGCAUUCUGCCCACACCUGUUAAUGAGUCUUUGUUUUUUGGUGUUGCCGUACGAUGGUCCAUUUGAUCUUUCGAAGAUGAAAACAGAAAAAAUGAGUAUGUGUGUUAAAUUGCUCCCAUUUCAAAAAUCAUAACCUUUAAAAACUAUGUAUUUUUUUAACAGAAUGAAUCCUCUUUUCAACAAAGACAAAUCUCUCAGGCUCAUUUUGUAGUUGCUGCAUGAAAUAUUUAUUAAUCUUUUUGUAAUAUUUAUUUUAUUUUAUUUUACUGUCUUUUUCAAACCUUAGUCUGUUUUUUUCCCUUUUAUCAGUAAGUUAUAUAAAAUACUUUUUUGCCAAACAUAUUGAGAGAGAGACUUUUAACAUGUAACAUGUUUUUUUGGCUUUGUAUUGUACAGUUUUAUAAUCCUUUCUAACAAAAUGUACAGUAUUCAGUUUGCAUCUAUUCAUAAUUGUGAAUAAAGGUUACCUUUUCCUCU
Molecule: messenger RNA, 8982 nt
Organism: Sardina pilchardus (European sardine)
Lineage: Eukaryota; Metazoa; Chordata; Actinopteri; Clupeiformes; Clupeidae
Gene: kif26aa
Product: kinesin family member 26Aa
Exons: 17
Coding region: 56-6154 (2032 amino acids)
Biological process (GO): microtubule-based movement
Molecular function (GO): ATP binding; microtubule motor activity; microtubule binding
Source: RefSeq, a predicted model, not a curated record